GCAGCAUCCCCCGCCAUGAUGCCCGGCAGAGCCUGAGUCACCAGGGCGUGGCGCCGUCCUCCUCCCUCCCCUCUCUGUAUUGUUAUCGCUCCUCUCCCUUCGCCGCUCACACGGGUGGCGCACUUCUCUCCAACCCGGCAUCCCAGGCAGCGCGCAUUGUCCGGCCGGUCACAGCCCCGUCCCUCAGCCGCCGCCGCCAUGGAGGACCAAUCCCCGUACGUGACAUCCAGCAGUUAUGGGAAGGAGGAUGCUGAGGAUCAGCACCGCGGACCUGGGGAGGCCAAGCCCUGGGACAUUGACGACGUGCUGGAUCUGACCGGGGGCGCCGGCCAGCUCUCUCACCCCACCUUCUCCGUCUCCUUCCCCGGUAAGGAGGCCGCCCCCGCCGCUGAGGAGGACGACGAGGAGGAGAAGGGGAGCUACCUGGACAGCCUGGAGCCGUCACCCGAGGACGAGGAUCCCAGCAGCAUCGGCAGCGACCUGCCCAGGGCCACGGUCAUCCCCAGCGCCCCCCAGGAGGAGCACGACAGGCCGGCCGCCCCGCACAGCGCCCCCGCCAGGCCAGCCUCCGCCGAUGUGAACCUCUUUCCUCUUCCUGCUUCAUCUGCACCUCUGAUGCACUCCUCUUCAGGCAAGUUCUGUCAGCCUUCUAGCACUGUGCCUGCUGGCCAAGAGGAGCUUUCAUCUCUGCUGCUUGAGUCUGCUACUUCCCUUCAUUCUCUGUCUCCCCUCUCUGCCGAUUCCUCUAAAGAGCAGCUUGUCGCCUUUCCUGCUGACUCCACCACACCAGAAGCUUUUAAAGAUCCCAUUAGAGAUGAGCGCGCAGUGUCAAGGACCCUAGAUGAUUUUCCUAUAGUAGAGAAGUUAGCUAGCGGCCUAGAAUAUCGUUUUCCUGAAGCAACAGACCACAAAGGCACUUCUGUUGCGCAAGAAAAAGGGGAAGACCUGUUCUUUUCGGAGAGAGGUUAUGCUGUUGAGCACCCCACUUCAUUUCCCGAAUCUUCUUCUUCUGGAGACCAUGCAAAAUUAUAUACCCAAUCCGCUAAGGAGAUGUUUUCAGGAAUGCUUAAGUCUGUCGAACCACCUCAUGAAGAGUUUUCAGAUCUCAAAGAAGGUCCUGAUGAACAGUAUGUGGAUUUCAAGCCUUUAGCAAGCACGUGGGGCUAUGGCGGUGACUUUGAACCUAGAGAUGUCUCGGUAGACCUUAAAAGCAACAUUACGAAGUCUCUUUUUGAAUCCAAGUUUGAGGAAAAAUAUGAUGAAGAAAAGGAUGUAGAUGUAUCUGAUGACAUAUCUCCAGCCUCGCCUGAGGCAACCUCCGAUUCCCCAAAUUACAACAUGUUUGCUCCCUUACAGCAGACCAACCCCUUUUCGUUUGGCGGAAAUCAAGUGGCUGACAACGUAACCGAUGAGAGAAAGAUGGAAGAACUAAAAUCUCACGUUCCUCCUUCCCGUUUAGGGGCAAAUGUUGCAACUGUUAACCCAUUCCUUGUCAACGAAGAAGCAGACUAUGUCUCAACUGAUACUGUACAUGGAAGUGUUGCAAGCAAACCAGAAGGGCUUACCCCAGAUAUUGUGCAAGAAGCAUAUGAAAGUCAUGACACUGGCGUGCCAAAGCUAGGCUAUGAACCAAAGAUUGAUUUGGUUCAGACUGCUGCUAAAGCUUCACAGGAAAGCGUCAGUCCGUCAGUACAGAACGUGGCGCUGUUCGAGGAUGCAGAUUCAGUCUCCUCGCCUGUGUUGCCUGACAUUGUAAUGGAAGCCCCUGUCACAUCUGCCCCAGCUGGUCUUGAUGCCUUGGCCCCCCAGCCUGAUGUUUCCCCAGUUGGACGCAUAACCCCUGUAAGUGAAGAGAAAAUAAAGUUUGAAUCUGAGAAGCCGCUGUCCUAUGAGGAAGCGAUCAAUAAAGCAAGCGCAAAGGAACAAGAACAUGUUCCUGUACAUGUGGAAACUGUAAAGGAGGCACCCCUAGAAGAUCCAGAAACACCAUAUAUAUCCAUAGCGUGUGACCUUGUAAAGGAAAUUAUACCAGAGCAGGUGGCGACUGAUUUCUCUAAGGCAUUAAAGAGUGAAUUUGAUUCUCAGUUUUAUUCACACUUUGAGGAAAGUUCUCCAGAGUCUGAACAAAGUGAACCUUCAUACAAGCUCUGGGAAGCCGAGGUGAUUCCAAAAGAAACGUCUGCUUCUGUGUUAAGUACUGGGCGCAGUGUUACCCCAGAAAAGGAUGUGUUAAGUGAAAGUAAAUGGAAGGCCCCUUCACCUACCAAAUCCUACUUAGAGUCAACUCAGUCCAAGUCCUAUGAGAAUGUUGUAGCAGAGGAACCAAUUGUUCAGAAAUCCAACCCAGAUAAAAUUCUACAGAUGGAAGACUUUGGAAAAGCAGAUUACUCUAAAGACUUUGACAUUCCUUCCACCAUUACACCUAUAAAGGAGAGAUCCACACCCCAUAAAGAGGAACCAAGAGAUGUUAAGGCACCUAAGUGGCAGGAAGACCAGGUCCCAAAAGAGCAGCCUAAGGUGAAGGAAGAUGUGUCUGUGAAGGAGAAAGCCAAAGAAAGUUCUGAUAAGGUAGUUGACUUGAGCAACAAAGCAGGGUCUGGGCCCUCGAUCAAAGAAGAACCAGUUUCUAAGCCUGUGGUACCUGCAAAGGAACCCAGUGUUGUCACUCCAGCCAGUAAAGAAAAGAAAGAGACCUCUCCAGCGACCAUUCCCUUGGCUUCAUGUAAUUUCCAGAAUAAAGUUGUCGACCUCCUGUACUGGCGGGACAUUAAGAAGUCCGGAGCAGUGUUCGGCGCCAGCCUCUUCUUGCUUCUGUCUUUGACCGUCUUUAGCAUUGUCAGCGUAGCUGCAUAUAUCGCCUUGGCCCUGCUCUCUGUCUCCAUCAGCUUUAGAAUAUACAAAGGGGUUUUGCAGGCCAUUCAGAAAUCUGAUGACGGUCAUCCAUUCAAAGCCUUGUUAGAUUCCAAUAUCGCAGUGUCUGAAGACCUCGUUCAGAAGUAUUGUAAUGUUGCCCUAUCACACAUUAACUGCACGAUCAAGGAGCUGAGGCGCCUCUUCCUGGUGGAGGAUUUGGUGGACUCUCUAAAGUUUGCAGUGCUGAUGUGGGUGUUCACCUAUAUUGGUGCCUUGUUCAAUGGAUUGACCUUACUGAUCCUGGCACUGAUUUCUUUGUUCAGUAUUCCAGUUAUUUAUGAAAGACAUCAGACUCAGAUUGAUCACUACCUAUCACUCGUAAACAAGAAUGUUAAAAAUAUAUCAGACUUGGUCCAGUCUAAAAUCCCCGGACUGAAACGCAAAGCCGAUUAACCGCUACUAAAAAGAAAUCAAGUGUGCCGCAGAUACCGAUAGGAGCCUCGGAAUUUGAGCGCUGUGUAUUUGGAUUACACGGGGUGGGUCAGGGAAGACCAGCCUUGACAUUGCAGUGCAAUUUCCCAGAAAUCUACCUUUUUGUUUUGUCCAAAAAUUUUUUUUUUCGUCCUCCCUCCUUUUUGCAACGCAGUGUUUAAGGAAGAAACCAUUUGUUUUACUGCCAUGUGUUUUCAUUCUGAAUAUUGUAAGCUGCUAUGUAAGGGUUUGAAACUAUUUUUCUGUUUCUCCUGUGUGAAGCACCGUCUGAUACAGAACUCUUAUUUGUUUUCUAGCAUGCUGUAUAUUGUGCUUCAGAAGUAGAUCUACUGAGCUUCUCAUGGCCAUAAUGUUACUAAGUCCCUGCACUGUGUAUCAACAGCAAGUGGAGAUUUGCUUCAGUGUAGACCAGGCGCCCGGCGCACAGCGCUCUGCAUUUUACGCCCUCCCAGCACUGAACCCCCUUGUGAUCGUACCUAAAGAAACAACACUGCUUCUGUUCGGUAGGAUGGUAGCUCCAUCUCGUGAUUUUAUUGUUUUAUCAAUUGCCAAUAUCUAUAGUGUGUUCAGAGAGCAUAGCUCCGUCAGUCGCUCCCACAGUGCUUUCCAGGUUUUUUUUUUUUUUUUUCUAGAAGAAAAAAUAAAAAGACUUGUAGCUCUAUAGCACAUACACUUAAUGAAAUCCUACUCCUAGAAACAUUUAGUGUCUAUUUAAUGAACAAUGAAGUCAUGUAUACCCCGUUUAGGAACUUCCACCAUUUUAAUGCUCAGUAGUUGAGUUUUUUUUUUUUUUGCACAAACACAUUUACAGUGACUUGAACUUUCUGUGGACCCAGUGCUAAACGCUGCAAAUUUGUUUGGGGGGGGGAAAAAGUAAAACUCGUUGCAAAAACAAAAAAUAAAUAAAAAACACAAAAAUAAAAACGUGAAGUGUUUCACAGCUAGAGGAAUGUGCUGAAGCAAGUCUUUGGAAUGCAUUGUUUUUUGUUUUUACAUACAGUAUCACAAGUAUCAAUAAAGCUUGUAGACCUUAACUUGUUUAAACUUA
Hyla sarda is the source of this 4393-nucleotide messenger RNA. It is a transcript of the gene RTN4, whose product is annotated as reticulon 4. Gene Ontology annotation, biological process: brain development; neuron differentiation; endoplasmic reticulum tubular network formation. NCBI's taxonomy places the organism in Eukaryota, Metazoa, Chordata, Amphibia, Anura, Hylidae. The record is from RefSeq and is a predicted model, not a curated record. Bases 199 to 3306 code for a protein of 1035 amino acids. Gene Ontology annotation, cellular component: postsynaptic density; neuron projection. The transcript is spliced from 9 exons.